Messenger RNA from Orycteropus afer afer, 3894 nucleotides. The record is from RefSeq and is a predicted model, not a curated record. Lineage: Eukaryota; Metazoa; Chordata; Mammalia; Tubulidentata; Orycteropodidae.
AUGAGUCUCCAGGGUUUGCUCUGCUUCCCCCUGGGGCUCCUGCUUGGCUCCAUGCUCCUGGCAGCCUCUGCUCCAGCUACUCCGGAGUCCCAGGACUGCAGCAACAAAGAGCAACAGGUCACCGUCAGCCACACCUACAAAAUUGACAUGUCCAAGUCUGCCCUGGUGCAAGUGGAAGCUGAGCCUCAGCCCCUCAGUGACCAUGGGGCCUCUCUCCUGGCUCCAGGGGAGGCUGGGGAGGAACAGAACAUCAUCUUCAGGCAUAAUAUCCGACUUCAGACACCACAGAAGGACUGCGAGCUGGCAGGCAGCGUCCAGGACCUACUGGCUCGGGUGAAGAAGCUAGAGGAAGAGAUGGUGGAGAUAAAGGAGCAGUGUAGUGUCCAUCGCUGCUGCCAAGGCACUGCUGAUCUGAGUCGGUAUUGCAGCGGCCAUGGGACCUUCUCCUUGGGGACUUGCAGCUGCCACUGCGAGCAGGGCUGGGAGGGUGCCGAAUGCGAGCGGCCCUCCUGCCCCGGAGCUUGCAGCGGCCACGGGCGCUGCGUAGACGGGCACUGCCUCUGCGACGAGCCCUACGUAGGGGAUGACUGCGGUUACCCCGCCUGCCCCGAGAACUGUAGCGGGAACGGUGUGUGCGUGCGCGGUGCCUGCCAGUGCCACGAGGACUUCACCUCGGAGGAUUGCAGCGAGCGGCGGUGUCCAGGAGACUGCAGCGGCCACGGCUUCUGCGAUACGGGCGAGUGUUACUGCGAGGAGGGCUUCAAGGGCCUCGACUGUGCCCAGGUGGUCUCCCCCCAGGGCCUGCAGCUGCUCAAAAGCACAGAGGAUUCCCUGCUGGUGAGCUGGGAGCCCUCCAGUGAUGUGGACCACUACCUCCUCAGCUACUAUCCAAUGGGGAAAGAACUCUCUGGGAAGCAGAUCCAAGUGCCCAAGGAACAGAACAGCUAUGAUAUCCUUGGUUUGCUGCCUGGAACCAAGUACAUAGUCACCCUGCGCAAUGUGAAGAAAGGGCUUUCUAGCAGCCCACAGCAUUUACUCGCCACCACAGACCUUGCUGUGGUUGGCACUGCUUGGGUGACAGAUGAGACGGAGAACUCCCUUGAUGUGGAGUGGGAGAACCCCCCAACUGAGGUUGAUUACUACAAGCUGCAGUAUGGCCCCCUUACAGGGCAGGAGGUGGCUGAGGUUACCGUGCCCAAGAGCAGUGACCCCAAGAGCCGAUAUGACAUCACAGGUCUGCGUCCUGGGACCGAGUAUAAGAUCACUGUUGUCCCCAUCAGAGAAGAACAGGAGGGCAAACCAAUUAUCCUGAAUGGCAGGACAGAAAUUGAUGGUCCAACCAAUGUGGUCACAGAUCGAGUGACAGAAGACACAGCAGCAGUCUCCUGGAACCCUGUGCAGGCUGUCAUAGACAAGUAUGUGGUGCGCUACACCUCCACUGAUGGGGAGGCGAAGGAAACCAUGGUGGACAAGGACCAGAGCAGCACUGUACUGACAGACCUGAAGCCGGGAGAGGCAUACAAAGUUCACGUUUGGGCUGAGAGGGGCAACCAGGAGAGCAAGAAAGGCAACACUGAGGCCCUCACAGAAAUUGACAGCCCAGCAAACCUGGUGACAGAUCGGGUGACUGAGAACACGGCCACUGUCUCCUGGGACCCAGUGCAGGCUGUCAUUGACAGGUACAUGGUGCGCUACACUUCUGCCGACGGAGACACCAAGGAUGUUCCUGUGGGGAAGGAUCAGAGCAGCACAAAACUGACAGACUUGAGGCCAGGAGUGGAGUAUACGGUGCAUGUGUGGGCUCAGAAGGGGAGCCAGGAGAGCAAGAAAGUGGAUACCAAGGCCCCAACAGAAAUUGACAGCCCCAAAAAUCUGGUGAUGGACCAAGUGACAGAGAACACGGCUACUGUCUCCUGGGACCCCGUGCAAGCUGCCAUUGACAGGUACAUGGUGCGCUAUACCUCUGCCGAUGGAGAGACCAAGGAGGUCCCUGUGGGAAAGGAUCAGAGGAGCACGGAGCUGACGGGCCUGAUGCCAGGUGUGGAGUACAAAGUAUACGUGUGGGCCCAGAAGGGGAGUCGGGAGAGCAAGAAAGCCGACACUAAGGCCCCAACAGAUAUCGACAGCCCCAGAAACCUGGUGACGGAUCGGGUGACAGAGAACACAGCCACCGUCUCCUGGGACCCAGUGCAAGCUGUCAUUGAUAGGUAUGUGGUGCGCUACACCUCUGCCGAUGGAGAAACCAAGGAGAUCCCUGUGGGGAAGGAUCAAAGCCGCACAGAACUGACGAGCCUGAGGCCGGGUGUGGAGUAUACAGUGUAUGUGUGGGCCCAGAAGGAGAGCCAGGAGAGCAAAAAAGCCAAUACCAAGGCCCCAACAGACAUUGAUAGCCCCCAAAACUUGGUGACAGACCAGGUGACGGAGAACACAGCCACUGUCUCCUGGGACCCUGUGCAGGCUGCCAUUGACAGAUACAUGGUACGGUACACCUCUGCUGAUGGAGAGACCAAGGAGAUCCAGGUGGGGAAGGAUCAGAGCAGCACGAAGCUGACAGGUCUGAGGCCAGGUGUGGAGUAUACGGUGUAUGUGUGGGCCCAGAAGGGGAGCCAGGAAAGCAAGAAAGCCAAUACCAAGGCACUAACAGAAAUUGACAGCCCCAAAAACCUGGUGAUAGACCGGGUGACAGAGAACAUGGCCACUGUCUCCUGGGAUCCAGUGCAGGCCGUCAUUGACAGGUAUGUGGUGCACUACACCUCUGCUGAUGGAGAGACCAAGGAGGUCCCAGUGGGGAAGGAUCAGAGCAGUACGGAGCUGACGGGCCUGAGGCCAGGAAUGGAGUAUACGGUGCACGUGUGGGCCCAGAAGGGGAGCCAGGAGAGCAAGAAAGUGGAUACCAGGGCACUAACAGAUAUAGACCCUCCCAAAAACUUUCAUCCAUCCGGUAUAACACAGUCUGGUGGGAUAUUGACCUGGACACCCCCUUCUGCUCAGAUUGAUGGCUACAUUCUGACCUACCAGUUCCCAGAUGGCACUAUUAAGGAAGUACAGCUUGGACCAUGGGACCAGAGGUUUGAGUCACAAGGCCUUCAGCAAGGUGUCACCUACCCUGUUUCCCUAGUUGCCUUUAAAGGUGAUCGCCGGAGCAGAAGUGUAUCCACCACGCUGUCCACAGUUGGUGCCCGUUUUCCACACCCUUCAGACUGCAGUCAGGUUCAGCAGAACAGCAAUGUUGCCAGUGGCCUGUACACCAUCUACCUGCAUGGUGAUGCCAGCCGACCCCUGCAGGUGUACUGUGACAUGGACACUGAUGGAGGCGGCUGGAUCGUCUUCCAGAGGCGGAACACUGGGCAGCUGGAUUUCUUCAAGCGUUGGCGGAGCUACGUCGAAGGCUUUGGGGAUCCCAUGAAGGAAUUCUGGCUUGGACUUGACAAGCUACACAAUCUCACCACUGGCUCUCCUUCUCAGUAUGAGGUGAGAGUGGAUUUACAGACGGCCAACGAGUCUGCCUAUGCUGUGUAUGAUUUCUUCCAAGUGGCCUCCAGCAAGGAGCGGUAUAAGUUAACCGUUGGGAAAUACAGAGGCACAGCAGGGGAUGCUCUAACUUACCACAAUGGAUGGAAGUUUACCACUUUUGACAGAGACAAUGACAUUGCCCUCAGCAACUGUGCCCUGACGCAUCAUGGUGGCUGGUGGUACAAGAACUGCCAUUUGGCCAACCCCAAUGGCCGAUAUGGGGAGACCAAGCACAGUGAGGGAGUGAACUGGGAGCCAUGGAAAGGACAUGAAUUCUCCAUUCCUUAUGUGGAGUUGAAAAUCCGCCCACAUGGCUACAGCAGUGAGCCUCUCCUGGGCAGAAAGAAGAGGACACUUGGAGGAAAGACAAGAACAUUCUGA